CCUCCCACCCCUUUCCCCCCUCUCCACUCCCCCUAUCUACCUGUCAAAGUCACUGAUCUUUUUGCAUUUCGGAAGAGGAGGAUACCGAGGAGGAAUUCCCUCUCUGGGGUCUCAGCUUUGAAAGGGCCAACUCCUCCCGGGAGCCAGAUCUUUUCCCUCGGCACCGGGCGAAGGUAAUUAAGCAGCGGGGCGUUGAUUGCUGUUGUGGGGGCUCUCUUUCCACCAUCCCCUUCCCAGCCCCCAGCCCCUAGUCCCACGCCCUCUCCUCUGGACUUCUGGAGGCAAGUGGAGCAACUCUGCGGUGGUGGGGGCGAGCUCGACGGCUCCUACUGGACCCCCUGAACCCCUCCUAAUCUUUCCGCCCCUGUGCCGGGUCCCCGCGCUCGCCGGAGGAGGCACGGCGGGGGAAAGCAGCCUCCGCCCGGCAGCCGCGGGCUCCGAUGCUGCCGCUGCCGCCACUGGACGCGGACGAGGCUGGGAAGGUCCGCGGCAAGGAGCCGUCUGCUCGCCUCCCGCCUACUGUAACAAGGGCAAAUGGUCCACACGGAUGUUGGUGCCAGAAGAAAAGAAUGAUUGAUGGGAAACAGACACCGGGCUGUAGACACUCAUCCUUUUGCUUCACAUACUGAUUUAUCAGCGAGUCUGGACAUCCCUUGUGAGCCGUGAACAUAGAGGAGGAUCACUCAGGGUUAUCGGCAGUACAACUGAAGACCUACCACUUUGCUAAAUUAUCAUCCCUUCUUGGACAUUUAUUACGACAAUAAGAAAAAAAUCAAAACAAAACAAAGCAAGACCUAACAAUCCUAGAGAUAAGUCUGGGACAAAGAAAGAUCCUAGAGCUGGUUUUAAAGGCUGUCACAUGAGUAUGAUAGGCUUCCACCAAAGUCCUCAACUUACACAAAAAAGCACUAUAUUCUAAGACAUCACCACUCUUGGGUUUGAAACCUGCUUUGGGGCCACUUUGUGUGCAUAUACUUUUGAAAAUAUACAGACCAAUAUACAUCAAGAAAGCAAAAUCACAAAUAUACCAACUUUGUUUCAGUCCUGGUGAAGUUUUCAAAGGAUUUAGAGAUGUAUUUGUCAAGAUUCUUAUCAAUCCAUGCCCUUUGGGUUACUGUGUCCUCAGUGAUGCAGCACUAUCCAUCAGUGUGGGGACAUUAUGAUGUGUGUAAGACUCAGAUUUACACAGAAGAAGGGAAAAUUUGGGAUUACAUGGCUUGCCAGCCAGAGGCUACUGACAUGACAAAAUAUCUGAAAGUGAAAUUGGAUCCUCCUGACAUUACCUGUGGAGACCCACCUGAAACAUUCUGUGCAAUGGGCAACCCCUACAUGUGCAAUAAUGAAUGUGAUGCAAGUACCCCUGAACUGGCACAUCCCCCUGAGCUGAUGUUUGAUUUUGAAGGAAGACAUCCCUCCACAUUUUGGCAGUCUGCUACUUGGAAGGAGUACCCCAAGCCUCUCCAGGUUAACAUUACUCUGUCUUGGAGCAAAACCAUUGAACUCACAGAUAACAUAGUUAUUACCUUUGAAUCUGGGCGUCCAGACCAAAUGAUCUUGGAGAAAUCGCUUGAUUAUGGACGGACAUGGCAACCCUACCAGUAUUAUGCCACAGACUGCUUAGAUGCUUUCCACAUGGAUCCUAAAUCCGUGAAGGACUUAUCGCAGCACACAAUAUUAGAAAUCAUUUGCACAGAAGAGUACUCCACGGGGUACAUGACCAAUAGCAAAAUAAUCCACUUUGAAAUCAAAGAUAGGUUUGCAUUUUUUGCCGGACCCCGGCUUCGCAACAUGGCUUCCCUGUAUGGACAGCUGGAUACCACCAAGAAACUCAAAGAUUUCUUUACCAUCACAGACCUGAGGAUAAGACUACUGAGGCCGGCCACUGGGGAAAUAUUUGUAGAUGAGCAACACCUGGCCCGCUACUUUUAUGCGAUCUCAGACAUAAAGGUAUAUGGAAGGUGCAAGUGUAACCUUCACGCCACUGUGUGUGUCUUUGACAACAAUAAAUUGUCUUGUGAGUGUGAACACAACACUACAGGCCCCGACUGUGGGAAAUGCAAGAAGAAUUAUCAGGGCAGACCUUGGAGCCCCGGCUCGUACCUCCCCAUCCCCAAAGGCACGGCCAACACCUGUAUCCCCAGUAUUUCCAGUAUUGGUAACUGUGAAUGCUUCGGCCACUCCAAACGGUGCAGUUAUAUCGAGUUGCUCAAUACAGUCAUUUGCGUGAGCUGUAAACACAACACUAGAGGGCAACACUGUGAGUUAUGCAGGCUGGGCUACUUCAGAAAUGCUUCUGCACAGCUGGACGAUGAAAAUGUAUGCAUAGAGUGUUUUUGUAACCCUUUGGGCUCAAUCCAUGACCGUUGUAAUGGCACAGGAUUUUGUGAGUGUAAGACGGGAACAACAGGGCGUAAAUGUGAUGAGUGUCUGCCAGGAAAUUCCUGGCACUACGGCUGUCAACCCAAUGUGUGUGACAAUGAAUUCCUGCACUGCCAAAAUGGAGGGACGUGUCACAACAACGUGAAGUGUCAGUGUCCAGCUGGCUACACUGGCAUCCUGUGCGAGAAGCUACGGUGUGAGGAGGCUGGAAGUUGCAGCUCAGACUCUGGCCAUGGGGCAAGGGCACAGGGCUCUCUUACUCUGCUGGUGGCUCUGCUAGGAAUAACUGGCCCACACCUCUUUUAGGCUCAAGUAUACUCUAUGGCCUCAAGUUCAGCCAACUGAUGGGACUAUACCAUGGGGAAGCUAAACUAAUCCAAGAUUUUGCUACUAACAUAGAAAAAUACACACACACAUGUUGAAAAACAAAAACAACUAAGGCGGCCUAACUGAACUAAGCCAUAUUAAUCAAUUGUGGACAGCAAUUCCGAGUCAAGACUGUUAAUUUCUGACUCCAGACAAGUUGGCAGCUGCUGAUAUUAUUACUACAAAUCACAACGCCAGCUGCAGGACUUACUGUGGAUUGAAGGGGCUGUAAAAGCCCUCCCCAUUCUCACCCCAAAACAGGGAAAAAAUUUAAAAAAAAAAAACAACCUAGAAACACACACAUAAACAUUUAUGCCUCUAAUCUGGUGCGCUCUCUUGUACCUCUCUGCCCAGUGUGUGGACCAACCAAAUAGAAGCAUUCUUUGCUGUCAGUGCAUUGUGGGUAUAAGGAAAUCUGGUCAAAGCUGCCAUAUUGGUCUGCUUCAGUCCCUGAAUCCCUUCCAAUCUGUGCUAUAGUGACCGUUGCUCUGUAAGUAACCCUUGUUGGUUGAAAGAUUUCUUUGUCUGAUGUUAGUGAUGCACAUGUGUUACAGCCCCUUCCAAAAAUAUCUCAAGACAGUCAUAUCCUUGUGUAUCUUAGCAGCACUACAUCACUCCAGUGCUGAUAUACACCUACCGUACAAGAGUGGCUAUAAGGGAAAAGAAAAAAGAAAAAAAAAAAAAAAGAAGAAGAAGUGUAUCUAUCCUUUUGUAUUCAAAUGAAGUUAUUUUUCUUGAAAUAAUGUACAAUGUAGAUUUUUGUAUUAUUGCUAAUUUGUGUUACAAGACAAUCUGUUAAUGUAUUUGAUUCUAAUCAGAUAAGAAGAUGGUUACAUUUUCUUUGUCCUUUUUUUUAAAAUUUUGUUUUGUUUUGUUUUGUUUAAUUGUGCAGAGAUCCCUCUGUAUGAGCAACGUGCUGGCAUCAAAGAAUAUCAGUUUACAUAUAUAAAAAGUGUAAUAAGAUUCCACCAAAGGACAUUCUAAAUGUUUUCUUGUUGCUUUAAUCUGGAAGAUUUAAAGAAUAAAAAUUCCUGCAUAAAUGA
Messenger RNA from Sarcophilus harrisii (Tasmanian devil), 3788 nucleotides. It is a transcript of the gene NTNG1, whose product is annotated as netrin G1. The record is from RefSeq and is a predicted model, not a curated record. Gene Ontology annotation, molecular function: cell-cell adhesion mediator activity. Bases 1072 to 2685 code for a protein of 537 amino acids. NCBI's taxonomy places the organism in Eukaryota, Metazoa, Chordata, Mammalia, Dasyuromorphia, Dasyuridae. The transcript is spliced from 8 exons.